ACUCAGGUAGAAAGAUCCAAGUGAGGUGGGGAGCACCGGGAGCACCGGGAGCGACGGGAGCACCCUUGAACCUGCUGCUAGACACGGAGUGAUGUAAAAGACCAUUGAUGGUGGAACCAAAACAUGUUGUUGCUUGUUGUUGGUUGGUACGAGUAUAUCUGAGACUCUGAGCGGGUACUGGCCCUCGUCUAGUUAGUUGGCAAGGUACAUCAUGGAAAGAAGGUACUUAGUUGGGCAGUGGGUAGAUAGAUAGUCAGACAACCAAGGAGAGGUUGGCGGCUGAACUUGAGGUUCUUUACCACCGACCAUCAUUGAGACCUGGCCAGCCCAUCAAACCAGUCCAGAUCGGUUUCACAUAUACAAAGAAGAAACAAGGCGGGUCCGUCUAACCGUCGCAUCUAGAAUUUAUAGCAUGAGUGAAAAGUGAAGAAACUGAAAUAUCAUUCCAAGCCAAUCUAAGGAUGUGGACUGCUUAAAACCAUGAACAGGUCCCAUUGGUUGUUGGUCUUGGCCUUUUGGACAUUGUCCUUGGCCGCUGUUGUUGGACAGAAACGAAUUCUCGGCGAUACCCGUGAACAAAAAGUGUCGCAAGUGUACGAUGAAGAUGUACGUGAGGAGAAGGUCUAUCGAAGACCACCCUCUUAUCUCAUCAUUGCCUCUAGGAUAGUUCGACCCUCCACUGUGUAUCAGGUGGUGGUCAGUUUAUUGGAGGUGGCUAAGCCCAUGAGGGUCAGAGCUGCCCUGUCAAGAGAUGGAGUUGAGGUCUAUGGUGACCAUGUCAACAUGAACCCAACCGAGACGAGGUCCAUUUUGCUAUUGGUUCCUCCUGGUAAUAAUGUGGACAGCAAUUACCGUUUGCGUGUCGAAGGGGCUGGAAUCGGUGGAGGAGCCAUCAUCUUCGAGAAUGAAACGAUUCUGGAAUUCAGUCGACAAUUCCUUUCCAUGUCUAUCAGUACCAACAAAGCUAUUUACAAUGGCGAGCAAGAGAUAAUGAUUCGAGCCGUCAUGCUCACCACAGCCCUACAUCCGUACACUGGUAUUGCCGAUCUCUUUAUCGUGGACCCGGAUGGAUAUGUCAUUCGCAAAUGGAACUCUAAAGAACUGAACAACGGUGUGCUGACGGGUUCAUUUCAGUUGCCCGAAUACCCGAAAGUCGGUUUCUGGAAGAUUCGCGUGGAGGCCCAAGGUCAAGUGGAAGAGAAAGCCAUCAAGGUGGAAAAGUAUUACAUUCCCAAGUUCGAGGUCUACGUUCGGAUGCCAACAUUUGUGCUCGACACCGACAAGUUCAUUGAGGCCGAGGUGUCAGCUUUCCACCCGUACGAAAAAACCGACAAAGGUGACGUCCAACUGCGAUGGUUUGCCAAGAAGGUGGACUAUACCACCCCCAUGUACAAUGAUUCGGUGCUCUAUCGCAACGAGUAUAGCUACUACCACAACAUCUCGAACACAUAUCGGAGUAACUUGUACAACACGCGUGACGGAAUUCCUUUGAGGAACCUCAGCCUGAUCUCUCAACCCAAUCGAUACGGUUACAUUGAUCCCUACUUGAGCUCAUCAAACGCUCCGGAGAGACCCAUCUUCCAGAACUGGACCUACAUCCGGUCGGACCGGCGGGAAUUCAGACAAAUCUAUGAACGCGAGGAUCCCUUCUAUUUGUACAUGUCGGAAAUCGAAGCUCAACUCGGUUCGGUUCAUGGGGUGCAAGUGCGUGCUGAGGCUUGGCUCACGGAAUAUUUCUACAACAAUACACAGAGAGGCUUCUGCGAAACUCGGAUCAUCAAUCAGACCCUAAGUUUGAGGUUUGUGGGCAGCAACCCCUUGGUUUUCAAGCCGGGUAUGCCUUUUGAAGGCCAGAUUGCCGUCAGGUACCAUGACCAAGUAGCUUUGGCCACGGACAAAUUGGAAUCAUCCACCUUGCUCAUCAAAACCACCGCCAAACUCGAGAAUGGCCAACUGGUUGAGCUUCCAGAGGUAACUGUUCCCCAGAAAUUGGAAGGCUUCUCCGAGUUCCAAGAUGUGGAUCGUCUAAAACAUUACGGACAGAGCUAUGGUUCAGAAGCUCAGGACGAUUUCAUGUUCGACCCCAAUAGCGAGAUAAAUCCGGCAGCUUUUUUCACCGACGAUGUGGAUAAGAACACGCAAUUUCUCAUGGAGAUGUACGCCAAGGAGAAGUCCUAUCAAGAGUACAGAACCACGGGAGUUCACAGGAUCGAGCUGGAAAUUCCAGAAACCACAACUGAGCUCAAGAUGGUGGCUUACUACAGGGAUACCGAUCAAGGCAGUGCUUAUGCCGAGACCACAGCCUAUGCCGCCUACGCCCCCUUGGACCGACAUAUCCAUAUUCGAUCAAGUAAUAAGAAGAUCAGUGUCGGGGAAUACGUUGUGUUCCAUGUGAAGAGCAACUUCGCCCUUCAGUACUUUGACUGGAUCAUUGUGAGCAAAAAUAUCAUCCUGAAGAACGGGCGCGAAUAUGCCAAUGACAUUCAUGCUGUGGUGACCACCUUCAGCGUGGUGGUGUCAUCAGAGAUGGCACCCGGCUUCCAUAUUAUAAUCUACAGUGUGACAGCCGAUGACUAUUUAUUGUCGGACUCGGCAUAUUAUCCCGUUCAAGCCAUCAACCGACAUAAGAUUCAGUUCAGCCUCAAUCAGGUGAAGGAUCAUCUUAUGCACACUGUUGAAGCCACAUGUCGCGGAGAUCCGGGAGCAGUGUUCUUAACUUCCAGUGUCCGCCAGUUCAAUUUUGCCACCCAAGGCAAGAACUUCAUCACGAAAGCCUCGAUCCUUGAAAGUUUGCACACUUUCGAAAAUGACCGACGACACAUUCACCGCGUAUUCUGGACCGACCGAGAGGGAACGCACCCCGACGAAGUGACCUAUUUCCCCUCCAUGGAUUACGGAGUGGAUUCCAAUCGAACCUUUGGCUUGAAAGAGCUGCUCAUUUUUACGGACUAUUUGGAAGUACCACAAACUCGCUUCACACGCCAAUGCAAUGUCACAGCGGGUCAGUACCCGUGUCUCAUUAAGGGCUGCUACAUUGAGGAAGAAAUUUGUGAUGGACAACCCAAUUGUGAGGACGGGUUUGAUGAGAGCAAUUGUGGAGAUUCCUCAGAGUGGCAACAGGAGCAAACUUUGCGCUUCCGAUUAUCGCGGUUUAACCGUUAUGUUGAUUACUACGAUAGUGGCACUGGUGAUUGGGGUUGGCUGACCAAAAACAUCGAUGAAGAUCGGGAGCAAUUCUACAAUCUUCAAAUUCCAAUGACCACCGAUGAUUGGUAUUUCAACGCCUUCAGUAUCAGCAAAGACAAUGGCAUUGGUCUUCUCGACGACCCGGUGGCUUUUAGCUCAAUCCGGCCUGUACAUUCAGAAUGUGAAGGACCAGGAGAGAUCCAUCGAGGCGAGUCCAUUGGAAUCCGUUGCCUUAUUAUGAACCGGUCACCCUAUGAGCUGGAGACAUUUGCCAUCCUGAAGGGUUCCAAGGACUACAAAUUUAUUCACGUGGAAGAGUACGGUUACGUGAAGAGUUAUGCUCCACGAAUGUCGGACGGAGAUCAUCAUCAUUUGGUCUACGUUCGAGGCAACUCGGAAAAAGAAGUCAUCAUUCCUGUGGCGCCCCAAGUGGAGCAAGGGCUAAUCACAGUCGAGAUCGAGAUUUCGACGCAGAUCAUGUCCAUCACCUACAAGGUGAACGUCAAAGUCCUACCAGAAGGGAGCAUCGUUCAUCGUCACACCUCGGUCCUUCUGGAUUUGAAGAGCAGGGCCAACGUGCUUCAAUUUAUGAAUAUCAUUGUGGACGAAACCCCCAUUAUUCCGUAUGAAAUCUAUCGGCGCUAUGUGUCUGGCUCCCCCUAUGCUCAUGUCACCGUGUGCGGUGACGUCAUUGGGCCCACUUUUCCCGGAGACGAGCCCGUAGUCUUGGAGCGGAUGUUCACCACUGGCCAUGGUCGAUUUGGUAAAGGCACGGAGUACCAUGCUUUCAAUUUGGCGGCCAACACGCUCCAACUUCAUUACUACCGUCUUACCAAUCAGCUCCAGCCCAAUUGGGAAUUGGCUAAAAGGGUGUUUGAAGCCAUGAACGUCGAGUAUAGUGGCGUGAUGAGGCGGUUCAGCUCCCAUGGCUAUGUGACCAAUUGGGACAACUCCAAGCCCUCGGUCUGGCUAACAGCUUGGGUCAUUCGAAUACUGCAGAGUGUCUCGUUUCAAGACUGGGAAGACUACAUCUAUCUCGACCCCAUGGUCAUUGGAUCGGCUGUCAUGUGGCUCUUGAAUUAUCAAACGCCAGAAGGAGCCUUUACCGAAACCGAGUAUUACAACAAUCCUUUGCAUAAACCCAUGGAUGGUCGAUCCAGAUUUGUGGACGAUUACAACACCAUGAGGAACAUUUCUCUGACAGCUCACGUGUUGAUUUCCUUAGAAGUGACAGCGCCCAAUUUGCAAGGAGAUCAAAAGAAAUUCUCGGCCACUGCCCGCCAACGCGCCGUCAAAUAUUUAGAACGCCACCUGGCCAAGAUCGUGGACUCGUACGAGUUGGCCAUCACUGCGUAUGCUCUGGCUGUGUCUGGUAGUGCUGAAACUGAGCUGGCGUACCGAAAGCUCCAAGGUGCUCGAAGAGAAGAGGGCGGCAUGUUGUAUUGGGGUCGAAGUCCCAUUAAGACCAAUCGUGUUCGCUACGAGUUUAAUCGGCCUUUCCUCGAAGCCAAAGACUAUCAGGACGAUGAUGCCUUAGCGGUGGAGGCCACAGGUUAUGCACUCUUGACCAUGUUCAUGGUUGAAGGCGGAGGUGUGACCAUAGAACAAGACAAGAUUGUCCAAUGGUUGAACACAAUGCGAUUGGGCGAUGGUGGAUUCAUCUCAACCGUGGAUACCAUUGUGGCUAUGGAAGCCUUGGUUCGGUACUCUUACAACUCCCGUAUCAAGGACAUCACGGACCUCCAAGUAGAAGUGGACAUACCCGACUCGAAUAUGACGCAUAUGUUCAAAAUCGAAUCCGAAAACAUUGCCAAAAUGCAAAGAAUUGACAUCCCUAAUGUAUGGGGACACAUCAACUUGGUUGCUCACGGAGCGGGUCAGGCCAUUGCGCAACUGGAUGUCAAUUGGGGCGUGGACUACGAGCCGUUUAAAGAUCAUCCCGCCACCGACUGCUUUAAUCUAACUAUUCAAGAGUACUUCCACGGUCGGAACAAGUCCGAGAUCACCAUCAAGAGCUGCUUUGGCUGGACCUUGACUGAGGAGAGUCCCACCUCCGGGAUGGCCAUGCUCGUGGUGGACAUUCCCUCCGGCUACAUUAUCCUUCAACCCGACGCCAAUCGUAUCGUGAACUCGAAGGUGAUUCCCGAGAUGCAGGACGCAGAUACGACAAAGCACGGCAAAUCCAUUUGGUACUUUGACUACAUUCCCAAUGUGAUGCAAUGCUUUGAGCACACGGUGCGCCGUUAUUAUCCUGUGGCUAAUCUCACGCGCACCCGACAAGCCGUAAUAGUGGAGCCACUUCGGCCAGAGCGAUUCUUUGUUCGGACGUUUAAUGCCACCUCGCUCUACAUCUUGAGUAUCUGUGAAGUGUGUGGGUCGUACCAAUGUCCGUAUUGCCCCUUCUACAGCCAUGGCCCAUCAUUAGUGGCCGUCAAUUGGGCCAUAUUAUUGAGUGUGUCAGUCGCUGUGUUCUUGUUCAAUGACCUCGGGCUUUCUUCCUCUUUGAGAGGUCGGGGGGCCCGACGCCCAGAGGCAGGAACCCAGAGUGUGAGUCCCAGAAGCGGACUAUGAUCUCAAAGAAUAGCAAUGUGCUUUCAUACCAAAGUUCGCAUGUAACAAACAUUAAGUAUGAACGAACACACAAAUCAAGGUGAACGUACUCAAAACGUACUACUGUGACAUCGAAAGCAACCAAACGCCACCCCCAGGAAAAAAAAAGACUUCCGGCAUUUUGUAUUAUUGAAUUGAGUGGUACGUGUGUCUCAUGAGGAAGGGCAAAAUUUCGACAGAAAACUCAUCCUUUGGCCGGUGUGCACAAACGACCUUCAUGCUUCCCCUUUUUUUCUCAUGGUCUUGUUUCAUUUUUCCAUGACUGGUUGGGUUACCACCCGAAGGGAAAGAGGGAAUUGCCAUUCCUUCGACCUUUCCCUUGCUUUUCUCAUUAAAUAGAGCCCCCCAAAUAACGCAAAUCGAUGUAGACAAAGAAUGACCCUCCCCCCUCCCCAGAGAGGCUCUUUGUCGGCCUCUUUUAUAGAUCCCCAAGUGCCUCUACGUCGACUUCUCUUGUCGGUUUGUCUUUCCACUCUAAGGAGCAUACCCACUCUCCUCUAUUUCGCAUCUGGAUCUUUUCAAAGCUUAUACUCGUCUGCAGUAACUCAUAGGACCUGGCUCCCAUUUUCUCCUCCUUCCCUUGAGCAACGUCUUUCUUUCAUCUGUAAUAGUUAGCUAGCUGGUACGAUACGUAGCUCUCAGAAAAAGGGCAUUAAAAGUAAUACGAGCCCAAGAUGAUGGUGGAAAACUGCUGAUCCACAACCUUCUUUAUUAGAAGACUACAGAGCACAGAAAGAGGAACGACGAACGAGAAGGACAUGCACCAACAACAAAGCUGUUGGUAGGUUGUAAUCUAUCUGAAAGGCCUCCAUGGAUAAUGCAGAGGGUCUCUUCCUGCUACGUUUUCUUGGGCUUGAGUUUCUUCGUCUUCCUUCUUCCCUCCCUCCCUUCCUUCCUCCUAAACACUGCCUGUCUACACACGUACGUACCAUCACCGUUCACCGAACGAGAUUUUGGGGAACUUAUUAGUGGCUAGCUUCGAAAGCUUGCUGGCGAUUCAAUCAGAAGUGCUGACUGACUCUGCCCACGAAAGCGACGCUGAUGUUCCAGCAUUGGAUCGAUCCUCCUCAUGCCACAUCUCACUCACUCAAAUCCUUACUCUUCGUCAAAGUUGCCCGCAGGAGACAGGUGUAGAAAUAGGGAGUUCGAUGUUGUCAAACCUUGUAAACGCCGUGUUUUACGUUAUCCGACGUAGUAAUCCUAUUUUUAUAUGAAGAACCAAAUAAAAAAGUCCUUCAACAAGCGGCCGAGCAUUGCCACCCGGAAGUUGGCCUAUAUUUGUAGCCUUCAUUUUUGUGAAAUCAUCGUCCCAAAUUGUGAGCUGUCUUGCAGGAGCUUAAGAAACAUUUGACGAAAAAGCACCUAUCCAACUGUUAGUCUUUUCCUUGGAUUGCCCAGUCAUUAUUACCCAUGGUGCGACGACAGAAACACCGUCACUGUGUUGAAAACAAUCAAACUGAAUCAGGAUGAACACAUAUUGAGCUCGAUUACCUUACGUACGCAAAAUGGAUUUCCCAACCAUAAAAUGAUCGCAAACGUU
Messenger RNA from Tigriopus californicus, 7336 nucleotides. RefSeq names its product CD109 antigen-like. Bases 481 to 5757 code for a protein of 1758 amino acids. NCBI's taxonomy places the organism in Eukaryota, Metazoa, Arthropoda, Copepoda, Harpacticoida, Harpacticidae. The transcript has 3 exons. Gene Ontology annotation, molecular function: protein binding; endopeptidase inhibitor activity. The record is from RefSeq and is a predicted model, not a curated record. Gene Ontology annotation, cellular component: extracellular region.